Messenger RNA from Salvia miltiorrhiza (redroot sage), 1903 nucleotides. RefSeq names its product tetrahydroberberine oxidase-like. The transcript is spliced from 2 exons. Bases 110 to 1738 code for a protein of 542 amino acids. Lineage: Eukaryota; Viridiplantae; Streptophyta; Magnoliopsida; Lamiales; Lamiaceae. Gene Ontology annotation, molecular function: oxidoreductase activity; FAD binding. The record is from RefSeq and is a predicted model, not a curated record.
AAAUGAUCUGCCCAUGCUCCAUCUAUAAAUAAAUAAACAAAAAGAAGAUUAAAAAUAAAAAAAAAACACAAACCACUUCCCACAAACACAAUCUCAUCAUCCCCAAACCAUGAAAACCCGAACCAUUUCUCCUCUUACUUUGCUUCUUCUUCUUCUUCUCAUCUCAUGCUCAUGGGCAGCAGCUUCCGCCGCUGCCGACCACCACCAAGAUUUCCUACAUUGCCUGUCUGAGAAAUUCGACAGCUCCAACGUUGUUUACACCGCAAGCAAUUCAUCAUACACUUCCAUCUUGAAAUAUUCCAUCUUCAACCUCAGAUAUGCUUCCGAAUCUACACCAAAGCCGCAGGUGAUCAUAACCCCGGAACACGAAUCUCAGAUCCCGCCGGUGAUACGCUGCGCUAAAAAAACCGGCCUCGAGAUCAGAACUCGAAGCGGCGGCCAUGACUUCGAGGGGCUAUCCUAUGUAUCACAAGUCCCGUUUGUGAUGAUCGAUUUGAUCAAUCUCAGUGAAAUCACAGUCGACGCCGAGGCCAAAACCGCGUGGGUUGAAGCCGGCGCUACCAUCGGCUCUUUGUAUUACAGAAUCGCGGAGAAAAGUCCGGUUCUUGGAUUUCCGGCCGGCGGUUGCCUGACCAUUGGCGUCGGAGGCCACUUCAGCGGAGGAGGCUACGGCUUCAUGCAGAGAAAGUACGGCUUGGCUGCCGAUCAUGUGAUCGAUGCAAGAAUAGUGGACGUUAAUGGCAGAAUUCUUGAUAGGAAAUCAAUGGGUGAAGAUCUGUUCUGGGCUAUCAGAGGCGGCGGAGCUGCUAGCUUUGGUGUAGUUGUUGCUUGGAAGGUGGAACUAGUGGAUGUACCCGAAAAGGUCACCGUUUUCACAGUCGACAGGACUCUAGAACAGAACGCAACUCAACUCAUCGACCGUUGGCAAUACAUCGCUCCCAACCUCGACAAAGAUUUGUUCAUCGGAAUCUUGAUAACCCGGUCGAUUUCCGGCCAAGAACCAAACCCUAAUCAAACCAUCCACGCCUACUUCUUCUCCCUCUUCCUCGGCGGCGUCGACGCGCUGCUGCCGCUGAUGCAGCAAACCUUCCCCGAGCUCGGCCUAGCGAGAGAAAACUGCACCGAGAUGAGCUGGAUCAAGUCCACCCUCUACGUCGCCGGCUACCCCAUCGAAACGCCGCUGCAAACCCUGCUCAACAGAACUAAGCGGCAGACAGCACUCUCCAAGCAGAAAUCAGACUACGUGAAGAAGCCAAUCCCUCAACGCGCUUUUCAAGGGAUAUGGGAUCAGUUUUACCGAGCGGAAGAUAAGGGGGCGUUGCUGAUCUUCAUGAUGCCCUACGGCGGGAGAAUGGCGGAGAUCUCCGACUCCGCCAUUCCUUUCCCUCACAGAGCUGGCAAUCUGUACCUCUUCUCUCACGUCGUCUUCUGGGGAGAAGAGAAUGCUCGGAAUUCCGACGGCUACCUGAGCUGGUCGAGGAGGCUCUACGAUUACAUGACUCCUUACGUCUCGACGGCUCCGAGGUCGGCGUAUCUCAACUACAGAGAUCUCGACCUCGGAGUCAACGACGCCGUCGGGGAGACGAGCUACGCGCGAGCCGGCGUCUGGGGAAUGAAGUAUUUCGGGAGCAAUUUCGAUCGCCUUGUUCGGGUGAAAACGUUGGUUGAUCCGGGAAAUUUCUUCAGGAACGAACAGAGCAUUCCGCCGCUGCAUUCCAAGUGGAAAAAGGGAGACUGAGAAAUUUGAAAAAUUCAGGAGGGGAUGAGACGCCGGCGUAGUACUGCGUUUGAUUAUGAAGAAGACGUUGUAAAAAUUGUGUAAUGUAUGUUUUCCUUUGUUUAAAAUUUGCCCGCAUUUAUGAUACUGUAAUAAAGUGAUAAGUUCGACACGCAUAUUAAGAAA